Molecule: messenger RNA, 144 nt
Organism: Dentiscutata erythropus
Lineage: Eukaryota; Fungi; Glomeromycota; Glomeromycetes; Diversisporales; Gigasporaceae
Source: the annotation of a GenBank genome assembly
AUAAUAAUGAUCAUGAUGCCUUAUCUAAAGAAAGCUCACCUAAUCAAUCUAAAAAGAAAUGUUGUGGUGGGUCUAAACAAGAUUCAGUUUGGAAUUAUGUUGAUAUUGGUAACUAUUUAGAAAAUAGGCAUUAUGGAGCAAGUU